Solenopsis invicta (red fire ant) is the source of this 1982-nucleotide messenger RNA. RefSeq names its product protein yippee-like 5 (gene Yippee). The transcript is spliced from 2 exons. Lineage: Eukaryota; Metazoa; Arthropoda; Insecta; Hymenoptera; Formicidae. The record is from RefSeq and is a predicted model, not a curated record. The coding region runs from base 248 to 607 and encodes 119 amino acids.
UCUCACACUAGUUUCGACUGUUGAUAUACAUUUGGCUUGGCGGCGCACAGGCGCACACGCGACGCACACAUACGUACCAGCGACAGGCGACAGAGCAUUGAGACAGCAGUAUGGUAGCGUUAACAGCGUUGUGUGACUCUUGUUUUCUGUGACAUAUCGAUUCGUCAGAGAUAAAUAAACGCUGUUCGAUCGCGAAUCGUUCGCAGACAGGCCUGAGACCAGCAUUCUCGAUCAGCUGUCUCUCGACAUGGGAGUGAUAUUUCUCGAGCACAUCGGCGGCAGUCGCCUGUUCUCCUGCGCUUCUUGUGACACCAAUCUGACCAACAGGUCACAACUCGUCAGCACACGCUUUACGGGUGCCACGGGACGUGCUUUCCUGUUUAACAAAGUCGUCAACUUAAAUUAUAGCGAGGUUCAAGACCGAGUGAUGCUGACGGGUCGCCACAUGGUCCGAGAUGUCAGCUGCAAAAAUUGUGAUGCUAAACUCGGAUGGGUAUACGAGUUCGCGACAGACGAACAACAGCGAUACAAGGAGGGUCGCGUUAUCCUGGAACGAGCUCUUGUCACGGAGAGCGAUGGAUUGACAGAGCAUAAUGUUCAACAAUAAUGUUUAAUAUUUAAUACCAAGUAGCGUUAAAUAUAUUAAGGAAUAAUCUAUUAUAUAGGAUCUUUCAUAUAAGUUAUUAUAAUUUUUAAUCUUGUCAAGAAAGUUUUGAUUAGUGUGUUGACUUGUUUGCGUAUGAGCAAGCACUGUUGACGCUGAUUCAUUGUGAUAAGCGAUUUUCAACAUUUUCGUGAAUACGAUAUGGUUCCUAUUUUGUAAAAGAAAAUAUCUCAGAUUUGUUACCUUCUUAUUUAUGUCAUCUUCUCUGAUUAGUUCACAUCUUGCAUCAGCUCUUAUUCACGACAAUUGUUGAAUAUACAUAAGUGUGUAAACACCAUUGGUCUUUUCUUGUAGAUGGAACGUUAAUAAAUUGACCUCAGUGGCAAAUAUGUUUGUCAAGAAAAUUAAGAAAACGUAAGUACGUACACUAGCAAGCGUGUAUCGACGAGUGCAAUAUAGACAUUAACUGAACAGCAUGUGAAUCACAUAGCUUUAUUUGUACCCUUUCAAUAAAUUUGGCAGAAACAACAGUGAUACAGACUUGUGUGCACUUGAUACUAGCUACUUAAAAUAUUUAUUUUAUGAUGAAAGUAGAUCUUUUAAUCCUACUGUUCUGUUCAAAUUUGCUGUACAAUCAUUGCUUGGGGAUGAAUGUAAUAAAACAAGUUUAAAAUAAAAUAAAUUUUUUUAAAAGAAAUCUUAUAUCGACAGACAAAUGUCCUCUUCUACUGAUGUAUUUUAAAAUUUAAUUUACUCUAUCUUUUUUCAAAUUGUAGAAAAAUAAGUUAAAGUUAAUGAAAAAAACUAAGCAUUGGCUGCUGUGAAUGGCUAUGAUGAAUAACAAUGUGAUCAAAUGGUACGCUCCCAAGUUAAUUCAUAUUGAUAGAAAUUGACAAAAAUCAUCAAAAUGCAAUAAAAAAAUUUUCAAAUGAGUAAGAAAGUAAAAUACAUUUCAAGUCAAAUAGAGCCAAACAGAACAGCAGUAUUAACAAGUAUUAAAUUGUCUUUCAAGCAUACAUACGUACAUAUAAUACGGAGACAAAUUGAAAAGAUACAUAAAGACUUUCGAAAUUUCGUGAAAGUUUCGUUUUCGGGAAUUUCGAAUGUAUUCCAAGGAAAUAAAAGUCACGUUCAAACGUAAACAUAAAAGGAGGCGAGAGUCGUUUGAAUUUGGCAAUAUGUCAGAUACUAAUACAAACUCAAUAUUAUAGAAGCGUUUACUUUGUACUUUAGAUAAGCAGGUAACUAUCCUAUACAGAAUAAAAAUAAAAAAAUAACAUCUUUUAGUCUUGGCAGAUUUUAAAGUCAAAUGUGAUAAAAAGUUAUGAUAAGUGAUAAUGUACGAAAUUGUUUUCAUAAUAAAUUAUUUGCGACCGCG